AUGUACCUGAACCCGGACGUGUACGUGCCGUGGCAGCCACAGCCCCCGAGCUUGGAAAGUGCCGUGGCUGCGGGCUUCAGAUUUCCGCCAUCGCCGCCAACGGAGUAUUACGUGGGCCCGGCCUGGUUUAACGUGAACGGCCCGCCGCCACUUCCAUGUUUUUACAUACUGCUCCCACCGCUGCGUCGAACUGGUUCCGGUGCACCGGAAGUGAGAACGAAUCAAAAUGAAGCUGCAGUAAAGGUUAGUUACGUGUUGUCAGAGUUAAUUGCCAAACAUUCAAAACCGUUCACUGAAGGUGAUCUUAUAAAAACGUGUUUGAUUAAAACUGCUGAAAUUAUUUGUUCCGGAAAUCUAAAAGCUUUUCAAAACAUUUCAUUAACACGAAAUAUGGUUGCUGAAAGAAUAACUGAACUAGCUUGCAAUUUGAGUAAUCAAAUUAAAAUUAAAAUACCAACAUUCGAGUAUUUUUCAAUCGCUUGUGAUGAAAGAACCGAUAUUGGUGGCACAGCUCAGUUAGCUGUGUUUUUUCGUGCUUGCGAUAAGGAAUUUAAUAUUUUUGAAGAGUUAUUGGAAAUUAUACCUAUGUUUGAUACUACUACAGGAGAGGAUGUAUUCGUUUCUGUUGUUGAACUCUUGAAAAAAUAUGAUUUACCUUUGGAAAAGUUGUCAUCUGUAGCUACAGAUGGAGCUUCUUCUAUGACGGGGAAAAAUAAAGGAUUCGUUGAAAGAUUGCAAAAAAAAACGAAUGAAUAUGUUGAGCAUAAAUUUCAUAGGACACAUUGUAUUAUACACCAAGAGGUGUUAUGUACAAAAGUUAUAAAUGUGGCACAUGUAAUAAGACCUGUAAAACAAAUGGUCAAUUUUAUAAGAUCCCGUGUUUUGAACCAAAGACAAUUUUUGAUUUUUUUAAAUGAUUUAGAAAGCGAGUAUUCAGGUUUACCAUACUUUACAGAAGUUCGAUGGUUAUCGUGUUCCAUUGUAUUGGAAAGAUUCUGGAAGUUAAGAGAUGCCAUACAAAUAUUUUUAGAGUCUAAAAAACAAGACGUCAGCGUUUUAUCGGAUCCAAUGUGGUUACAAGACCUAUCUUUCAUGGUCGAUAUAACGAAGCAUUUAUCGAAUUUAAAUUUAAAAUUACAAGGGAAAAAUCAAACUAUAAAAGCCAUUAAUUACCAUGUAAAGGCUUUCAAAUGUAAAUUAGAUCUAUUUAAAACACAAUUACAAAACGAAGACUUAACGCAUUUUCCAGCAUGCAUGACGUAUACAAAAAUUAAUAAUGAUCCAAUUUCCUACAAAAAAUAUUCAGAAAAAAUUAUGUGUUUGAAGACUGAAUUCGAAAAUAGGUUUCAAGAUUUCCAAUAUUUAGAAAACGAUUUUGCCUUAUUUACCUCUCUUUUUUCAAUAGACGCAGUAAAUGUUUCAACACAUAUACAAAUGGAAUUGAUCGAGAUUCAAAAUGAUUCAAAUUUAAAAAAUAAAUUCAAUGAUGUUGGUGUUUCUGAUUUUUACAGUUUUGUGCCAACACGUUAUGUAGAAAUUUAUAGAUUUGCAAGUAAAAUUAUUUCUAUGUUUAGUAGUACUUAUCAAUGUGAGCAAAUUUUUUCAUUAAUGAACAGUAAUAAAUCACCCGUAAGAUCCAGAUUAACCGACACACAUCUAAAUGCAGUAUUAAAAGUGACUUCGUCAAAUAAUAUUUCUCCCGAAAUUGAAAAGUUGGUGGGAGAAAAGAGAUGUCAAAUAUCGUCUAAAAAAAAUUAUUAA
Molecule: messenger RNA, 1761 nt
Organism: Metopolophium dirhodum (rose-grain aphid)
Lineage: Eukaryota; Metazoa; Arthropoda; Insecta; Hemiptera; Aphididae
Product: general transcription factor II-I repeat domain-containing protein 2-like
Exons: 2
Coding region: 1-1761 (586 amino acids)
Source: RefSeq, a predicted model, not a curated record